Molecule: messenger RNA, 1721 nt
Organism: Spodoptera littoralis (African cotton leafworm)
Lineage: Eukaryota; Metazoa; Arthropoda; Insecta; Lepidoptera; Noctuidae
Source: the annotation of a GenBank genome assembly
UAAGCCCUCAGUUCCCAUUCCACUCAGUUAUCGUCGUUUUCGGUCGGCAACGGACGAUUCGUGACGUCAAUGUUAAAAAUAUUUUUUUAUUAUUAAUUUUAUUAAGCUAGUUCAAGAUCAUAGUGAAGACAGUAUUUCUUAAACUUUAUCAAGCCAUAUUACUGGAGUCGGCUCAAUUGCUUGGACAACAGACACAAAGUUGGCAUCUAAACGUAAGCUGUUCUACUAAUUGGCGCUGUCUACAAGGAAAAAGAUGAGUAAACAGAAAGAGUUUAAGUUUCAUGUGGUUGAGUUAAUGGAACCUCCAUCCAUAAACCCUGAAAAAUACAUUUGCGUACCGAAUUCUUGGAUAAGGUUACGUGAAACAUCAGAUGGUCCAGCUCUUGUCAAAUUUCCCGUUGAAGACCUAUCAGAAACAAAGAAACGUGUGGUUUUUUUGGCUAAUGUAAAAUACAGCACAAAUGUAAAUCCAAAGAGUGAUGCGGAUCCAGUGAGUGAACAAAUACCAAUGCAACUAGACUUGAGUAAGGCCGGGGGAAUAAUAUGCCGCAAGAAAAGUCAAGUUGAAACCACCGAUUCUCCUCCCCCCAAUGCCAAAAGAUAUUUUACAAGACAGUCACUCAGAACACCUUCAUCAAGUAAUAAUAAUAAUACCGUUAGUUUGCCAGAUGAAACUACGAAAAAGGAUCUUCCGUCAACUAGCCAUUGUGUUGAAAAUAGCGAUAAGACUAACAACAAUCAAGAAAACGAACAAUCAGCAAAUAAUACAUCAGAGCUAAUGAGAAAAUGGCAAAUUAUAACAGCCUUUCGGGCAAUGUUUGGUGAUAACUUCAAAGAAAUGUUGGAACAACUUCAUAGUAAGUAUGAACACAACCAAUUAGUGUUGGAGAAAAUGCAGCUUGCAUUUAAGGAAAAUUGUAGGAUCAUAAAAACGUUUAUUGAGCUAACGGAUGAAGCCAAGAAUGCUCUUUCUAAUAGUGAUCUUGAUUCUGCAGUGAAAGAAUUAGAAAAUAGUAUGAUGGAAGUAAAUAUAAAUGAAAGCAAAUCAGAUAAACCAACCGGAUCUAAAGUACAAAAGGACACUCGAAAAGAAGAAAAGAAACACAGCAUUGACAAUACAGAAGCUAAAAAGAAUAAUCCACUGAAUAAGAUCCGUGGCCAAUCGCGUAAAUUUACUUUACCACCAGAGUACGACCCGAAUGACUCAAGAUGGACCUUAAAGCAUCGGGAAAUGAAAAGAGGUCUCGUUGAACUCCUACCAUAUUCACGGAUAUACAUUGACGCCGUUCAAUUAAGCAAUUGUAAAAUAACCUCGAAAGACAGCAAGACUCUUACACGAGCGUUAUUACUAGAAAUUUUUACCGAGAAUGCAUUGAGUGUAUGUUCUCCAACUGGAAAAAAAGCCAAUGCAUUUGAGUUAGAGGGAACAAGUGUAAGGCCUGGUCUAGAUCAACAUGCAAGAACUGUUUUAUUGAACUACGUUAAAAAACAUGCGGCUGAAAAAAAUUGGGUUGAAGUUGAUUCGCAACUGAUUUCAAACACUAUUCGUAACAAAAUGCAAGAUAUAAGAGGUAAACAUCAAAAUAUUGUCGAAAAAUAAUUUGACUGUUGUUAUUAUUCGUGUUAUCAAAGUAUGCGUAUAUAAUGAUAUGGUUAAUGAGUUUUAUUUUUCCUCCUUACUUUCCCACCUAUCUAUGAAAAUAUAUAAAUACUAGCUUUUA